Molecule: messenger RNA, 714 nt
Organism: Quercus lobata
Lineage: Eukaryota; Viridiplantae; Streptophyta; Magnoliopsida; Fagales; Fagaceae
Exons: 1
Coding region: 1-714 (237 amino acids)
Source: RefSeq, a predicted model, not a curated record
AUGGAUGAUUUUCGUAGUACAUUGGAUGAUUGCAGAUUGGCAGAUUUGGGUUUUGUGGGCUAUCCUUUCACUUGGAAUAACAAAAGACCGGGGUUGGAAAACACUAAGGAGAGGUUGGAUAGAGUGGUGGCUAAUACAGGGUGGAAGGAAAAAUUCCAAGAAAGCUUGGUCACUCAUCUAUUCUCUCAUGCUUCUAAUCAUAGACCAGUUUUGCUACAUGCUCGGUCUAUACUGAGAUACUGGGGUAGGAACACAAGAGCAUUUCGGUUUGAAGAGGCUUGGUUGACGCAGGAUGAUUGUGAGAUGGUCAUUAGGGAGGCAUGGAGGCUAGCAGGAAACAUGGAACCGGGGUUGCUGGGAGUUAAGGAGAAAAUCAGCAAGUGUGGUUCGGAUUUGCAGGCUUGGGGUGAUUCUAAAACCCACCCAGAUGAGGUGGAAAUUAAGAGAAUCCAAAAAAGGGUUGAGGAGUUGAGCAUGGCUGACCCAACAGUGGAGAAUAGAGAUGAGUUCCUGGCUACAAGUAAAAGUCUUGAUGACCUGCUACUUAAACAGGAAAUUUACUGGGCACAAAGGUCAAGGGUCUCUUGGUUGAAGCAUGGAGACAGAAAUACUAAGUAUUUUCACUCCAAAGCCUCUCAAAGGCGGUGGAAAAAUUUCAUCCAUGGGUUAGAGAUCAGAAUAAUGACUGGGUGGAGGAACCAGAGAGGGUUGUAG